Messenger RNA from Uncinocarpus reesii 1704, 756 nucleotides. RefSeq lists its product as uncharacterized. The transcript is spliced from 2 exons. NCBI's taxonomy places the organism in Eukaryota, Fungi, Ascomycota, Eurotiomycetes, Onygenales, Onygenaceae. Gene Ontology annotation, biological process: box C/D snoRNP assembly. The record is from RefSeq and is a predicted model, not a curated record. The coding region runs from base 1 to 756 and encodes 251 amino acids.
AUGCCAGGCCUUUCGCAAAAACGAGUUCGUGACGGUAGCAGAUGUGGCUCGCCGCCGAAACGGCUCAAGGUCGGAUCUGUCUCGGAUGGGAACAGCCUGGUGGCAGCCCACAGUGAUGGCGAGAAACUCCUUGCGGAAACACACCUUAACACUGCCUCUCGUCAAACAAGCCCAGCGACUUCCACUUCAUCGUCAGCUUCCACGUUAUCGGGAUCCUCGUCCCGGCCGCCAUCCAGCGGCGAGGAUGAGGACGAGCCUAAUCCGGUCUCUUUUGACCACGACACGUCUCAAUCAUCAUCUAGCGAGAGUGAUGAUGAGCCUAUAAUAGUCACGGGCCGCAAACCUUCCAUGUAUCAGAUGCCUACCUCCGAUCUAUCCUCUCGUCUAGCCGCGUUCCUCCCUGCGUUCAAAGCUGCGAACGACCAUCUCGAGAAGGACAUUGCGUCGGGGAAAGUAAUCAGUGUUGAAAUCCCUGACGGUAACGAAGGCGCGGGGGAGGGAGGACAUGAGGAACAGGAAAACCCCAACCAGUAUAUUGAGAUGGUUUGUAUCACUCUUUGUUUCUUCGCACAAAAAGCGAACCUCGGCCUUGGAGUCCUCGAAGAGAACCCAGAUAACCAAUCUGAAACAAGUGGUGAUCACGAUAGCCAUGAUGAAGGCAAUCAGCAGUCUUGCAAAAAUGCAAAUAUCUUGGAUAAAUUAAUGGGAAACCAGAUGGCGUCAAAAAGGCCAACGAUAGAAGAGGUGGAUCGCUGA